AUGAUGCCAUUGGUGCCAAUAGCACGUGUUGCAUCCCAAAGAAUGUCAAAUUCAUCAUCUCCAUCAAGUUCAAAAAAAACCAGUGCAGAAGAAAUUCCUCGUAAAAUAAUAAAAGGCUUCUUUGCGAUAUGUCAAAGUUGUGGAUUUAGUGGUGUUGACCACGCCAAGUGUGAGCGCUGCAAACGAGUUUUUUUGGAACCACCGACGCGCGUGCCCUUUAAAUCAAGCACAAUUAGUAGUGAUUCGUCACACAUAAAAAAUCCCAAUGACAUAACAGAGAAAAAGCAAGGAAGUGAAAAUAGUUCUCGUGGUCGCGGGUCUCGUGGUCGCGGGGCUCAACGAGGACGCUCAUCGAGAACUACCCGCAAAGCUGAGCCUGUAAUUAUAAAUCUGAGUAGUGAUGAAGAAUCCGACGACGAAUUGAAUAAUUCCAAAAGGCCAACAUAUUCCCAGCCGUUAAUUGCUCUCAAAUCUAACGAGGAUAUUAAACCCCAAUUAUACGGGAAUGAUAAAAGAACUUUACUUAUAUAUCCAUCUGGUAAAUGUGGAAUAUCUAUAAACACUGAAGAUUACAAAUGUCUUGGCACAGAUCAAUAUUUAAAUGACAUAAUAAUUGAUUUCUACCUUAAAUGGCUUCAUAAUAACAUUAUACCAAAAGAAGAGCGCGAAAAAACUUAUAUCUUUAGUACGUUUUUCUACAAGCGUUUAACUACUCUGGUACGUAGCCAGCAACAAGCAGAUAAAAAUAUAAAGCAAACAGCCGCUCAAAAGCGACAUGCAGGUGUUCAGAAUUGGACCAAAAAUGUCCAUUUAUUCGACAAGGACUUUAUAAUUAUACCUUGUAAUGUGCAAUCUCACUGGUUUCUCGCCAUUAUAUGCUUUCCGAAAUUAAAAGGACCUGUUACAUAUGACACAAAUAUACCUGUGGAAUUACAACAAAUCAAGAAGCAAAGAGAAAAGAAAAUUGGGGACAUUGGGAUUGGGAACACAACAAUUACUCCACUAUCAAAACGUGAUAGCAAUCGUAAGCUUUUAGCUGAUAUUGUAGGAGUAAGUGACGAUCAUGAUAGUGUCAGAGAUGAAGAGAAACAACCAAUUAAACAACCGUUAAUCCUUAUAUUCGACUCACUAGCAGGUGCGGGUCGUAGUCGUGUUGUAGCUACAUUACGUGACUAUUUAUCAUGUGAAUAUAAAUUGAAAAUGGCCAAUGCGACUCCGCACGUUUUCAAUAAAGAGAAUAUGCCUGGGCACUGUGUAAAAGUACCACAGCAAACGAAUUCCACCGACUGUGGACUUUUUCUGUUACAGUAUGUCGAGCAGUUUUUUAAAGAUCCUGUUACAGAUUAUAGACUCCCUAUAAAAUUGUGUAAUUGGUUCGAUACCUUGACAGUGACACGAAAACGUGAAGAGAUCUCUAAUCUGCUGCAACAACUUUUAAACGAAAAAUACGGAGUAGGUCAUCAAAUUGUUUUACCUAAAAUAUCUUUUCCCACAUUGAAUGGGCAGCUAGUUGAAUCGCAUGAUGAAUAUAAUAUUGAAUUUGAAGAAGACGGAAUGGAUUAUGAAACAGCGGAAGAGGAGGAAGAACUUACUAGUGGUGUUGAUGGUGAUUUAGAUGUAGACUCCGACGAAUUAAGUCAAUCUCCAGUUCCACCAAAAACAACUGCUGUCGUACCAACACAUAGCCGACCCUUAUUACCACGAUGCGCAAUACUUUAGUAAAAAUACGCAAACUAGAUUAAUAUUUCAUUUUUCAUUUCAUCAUUUUUUU
Messenger RNA from Teleopsis dalmanni, 1771 nucleotides. Its product is annotated as sentrin-specific protease 6-like. Gene Ontology annotation, cellular component: nucleus; cytoplasm. The transcript has a single exon. Lineage: Eukaryota; Metazoa; Arthropoda; Insecta; Diptera; Diopsidae. Gene Ontology annotation, molecular function: SUMO-specific endopeptidase activity. Gene Ontology annotation, biological process: protein desumoylation. Bases 1 to 1719 code for a protein of 572 amino acids. The record is from RefSeq and is a predicted model, not a curated record.